GACAUAUGUAACCAAUGCAGCGAAGAAGAACAUCCAUGUUAUUGAACGCUGCAAGAGCAGCAGUGACGGCUAUCAUGGUAACGUUAGACGGCUAGAAGUCACGCGAUUUAUUUCCCAAAUCAUGGUGUACUCGUGACAAAACGCCUUUGCAAAGCAGCUAAACGCACACUAACAUAGGAAACGGCCUGGGCAACUGUGUUGGCUAACUAAGCUAACGUGAGCUAACGUGAGCUGACCACAAAGGGAUGGUAGUUAGCUAGCUAGCUAGCUAGCAGCUGCUGAUAUAACGUUACUGUAUUUGUAGACCGCAAUCAUGAGUGAAGAUGAUAAUUCAGCAUCAGCAAACAAAGACAAAGACUCGACUCUCCUGCUCACUAAAGACGGACAAAGGUACUACGUGAGUAAGAGUGGAGUAGUCGACAGCAGAAAUGUGAUAACGCCUCACGAACCGGACAACAAUGUCUCCUCUUACGACAUGGAUGAUGCGGACGAGGAGAGCGACGUUCUGGACACUUCGGAUCCCAGAGACAGCGCCGCCAGCCCGGAGGAACUCAACGACGAGGAUGCCUCGGAGGGCGACAGCGUCCCCAAACAGUGCACCUAUGAUGGAUGCACGGAAACCACGUCGCAGGUGGCCAAGCAGAGGAAACCGUGGAUGUGCAAAAAACACCGCAACAAGAUGUAUAAAGACAAGUACAAGAAGAAGAAGAGUGAUCAGGCCAUGUCCAGUGGGAAAAUUGAUGAAAACUCAGAGGAGCGGCCUGUGUCUGUCAACAAACAGCGUCUAGGUGCAAUGGGGGACCGGCCAACCAGACCCUCCCUGAUAGAGCAGGUCCUCAACCAGAAAAGACUGGGGAUAUGUGGACCCAUGCCAGAAAAAUGCCCCCGACUUUCACUGCUCAGAAGUCCAGAGGUGAUCAGCUUCCUGCAGCAGCAACAACAGCUCCUGGCCACACAGAGCCGCAGCCAAGCACAUCAGCAGUUCCAGGGCUGUUGACGCUGGCCGGUCAGUGUUUUACCUUAGUAUUUGUGAUGCAUAGUGAGCACUGAAGAAACACUGGCACGGCAUGCGUAAAUAGAUAGUAUCGGUACACUGUAACCAUGAAUUUCCCCAGCCAGACAGCCAUGCUGGAGAAAGAAUAACAUUGUAAUCAAGAGACAUUGAAUGGCAUGUUGAGACUGGUGGACUAAACUAGGUGAACUGAUCUAAAUCCCUCAAAACAUUGUGAACUUCUGACCAUGUCUGGUGCUAUUUCUUUUCACAUCUACUUAUUGUGAUUUUACUCUUUAGUUCCCAGAUUCCUUCUUUAAGGGUUAUCUUUCUUCAUGUGGCAAUAAUAAUGAAGGCAUUGGGUUAUAAUUGUCCAGUCCAAGUUAAACAGAUGUUGAAGCCUCAGUUCAACAAAAAAAUGAUCCUGAGCUCAAUUUGAUCCACCCGUCUUUUCUAUCGCUGAUUUAAAAAAAGAAAAUGACAUUUUCUUUGUGUGUCACUUAUGUGAUACUCGUCUGUUUUCGCUACAUUAAUUAUCCGCUUUGUUUUUAAUGUUUAAGUUAAGUGUUGUUACAUGUGACAAUCAAGUGUGUAAUGCAUGUCUGGAACCUCUUUGAGUUACGUGUGGCAUUCAGGACUCGUCUUUAACCCGAGAUUUUAUAUCCCUGUUUAUUUGAAGCUGUUGCACAAACGCUAAAUUCUAACAAAAAGGAACACAACUUAUGUUUGGUGGGAUGAAUAUUGUUCAUGCUAGCCCUGUACUACUGGAUGUUGUUCCUAUGUUUUUUUUGGUUGAAGUGUAUAUGCUGCUGUGAAUAUGAGAGUAAAAUUAUGACGCAAAUAUCGAAAAAUGUC
Molecule: messenger RNA, 1846 nt
Organism: Cottoperca gobio
Lineage: Eukaryota; Metazoa; Chordata; Actinopteri; Perciformes; Bovichtidae
Gene: rfxap
Product: regulatory factor X-associated protein
Exons: 4
Coding region: 314-997 (227 amino acids)
Biological process (GO): regulation of transcription by RNA polymerase II
Cellular component (GO): nucleus
Source: RefSeq, a predicted model, not a curated record